AUGUCUGGUCAACGUGUAAACGGGAAAAACAGGAGGUCUAGAACGACGGUCAUAAUAAGUCACUCAAUGACAAAGCACAUUGAUGUUCAGCGACUGGAAAGAUCUGUCCGAGGCUCUAAAGUUCGAUUUGAAACCUACAGUGGUACAAAUGUAGAAGCAAUCAGUCACCAUGUACAACCAUGCUUAAAGAAAAAACCUGAUGAUCUAAUCAUUCAUGUUGGAACAAAUGAUCUGAAGGCUAAAUCAUCAAGUGAUGUCGCAAACGAGAUAAUAAAUUUAUGUACAGAUAUUUCGGAAACGCAUCCAUCAACAAGAAUUAACAUAUCAGAAAUAAUAACACGGACAGAUAAAAUUGACCUGGUGCCAAAGAUCAGAGAGGUAAGUACAAUUCUCGCAAACUGUUGUAGACAAAGAAACUGGGGAUUAAUUAAACAUAAUAAUAUAGGUGCAAAACACUUAAGUAGUUAAGAGUGUGUCCAUGUAAUAACCAUGCAGAACCCUGCAAGUGGUGAUAAACGUCAACUCACAGAAUUUGCUCAAAUUUGGCACAUAUAUAGAGGAUAUUAAGUAUCUGAUCUGAUAAAAGUUUGAGGUAAAAAUAUUGCACGAUAACGGAAUUAUCCACCCCCCAUGAUUUUGGGUCGUUUUCGGCUUCAAAAAUGCCCUUUGCUAAGUAAUAUUUAGUACAUUAUAAAAUUAUAAAAACACACUAAAAUUAAAUGAUAUUUCGGCUGCUAAACUAAAAGACACCCGACUUUCAUAAUAUGUAAUUGUUUAUGCCAUCCACUAGGGCUGGUUGUCAUGGCAACACCAAAAAUAAGAGACAUUUUUUUCCAUUUUUCGUUAAAUUAUUUUUUGGACCAUUUUGAGAGCAAAUAUCUCCGUUGAACAACUUGAUUGAAGUAUAAUUGACACACAGUCAUUAAAAGCUAUAUAUCCAUACACUUGGUUAAACAGCAACAAAAAUUUGGGGAUAUUUAAUACAUUUCUCAUGGCCAGGCAACAAAUAUACCCUAUGUUAAACAUUUGCAUAAUGUUAAAAAAAAUCAUAACACAGAACAAAGUGCUUAACUGUAAAGUCCGUAUACAAUUACUCAUCAGACAUGCAAAUAAUGUCAUUAAACAACAUUGAAUUAUCUGACAAAAGAAUAAUGAGCAAGUUUUACAAGCAGGAAUAGAAGAAAUUGAAUAAUACAUUAAUGUAUCUUGCACAUGAUAACAGAGGCGAGUAAAAACAAUAUAAAUAUGAUAUUCGUUAUAAAAAUAGAUUUAAAACAUGAAAAACGUAAAACUAAUACUCACAUAGAAGAUUUGUUCUGAUACUCGAAGCAGUGCGAGGGUAGUUUUAUGACCAUUUAUACUACCUAUAUACUACAUGUCUAUAACAGCCUUUCUGAUGUAUUUUGAAAUACAUAAUUUUUAUAUUUACAUAUCUUUGCCAAUGUUUUCCUUUGCUAUUAAACUAAUACUGAUAACUGUGGUUGAAAUAAAAAAGAAAUGGUUAUCUCAAGGCAAGCAAACUACUUUAAAAGAACUGCCAUUUGUUGAAAUGAACAAAUCAAAACAAGGGGCCGCCAUAUUGGAAAAAUAUAUUCCCGGUCAGCGGCUUUCCUCGCGAGUUGUAAACUUCACUUUUUCGUCAAUAUAUAUAGGAAAACAGAAAUGUAGUUUACAAAGAAAGAAAAACGUGCUACCAGGAACACCAAAGGUUGUUAAAUGUUCAAUUGGGCAAAGGCUUGAAACUGAUUGUGGUCUUUGCUCGAGGUACCCUUCUAUGAAGGAGUGUAUGCCAAUAUUAGCAUGUAAAAGAGAUAUACAAGUGCAUCUCCGGCGUUUAAACUUAUGUGGACAAGCAGUAGCAUCAAAAGGCGAUCUUAUUCUAUUAAGAACGGGCAUAUUUGGUAGCAACGGAGAGGGGUUAACAGUAUGUCCACGACACAGAGAGAAUCUUGGUCUUUCAUGGCGCCCAAAACGUGGGUGCUCACACCCUCUUCACGGAUCCUCAAAGGCAAAACCAGAGAGGCGUGUGACAAAGAAAAUGUCAAUGGAAAUUAAUGACAUUUGGGAAAGGCUUGUUUCAGUUGGUUCUGGUAAGUGAUCUUUUCAAUUUGUCGUAAAUUAAUAUAAAUUAUAAUUAUUAAUUUUUGCAGCAUAUAAUUGCACGGGUAAAAUGAAUUCAAAGAAUUGUUGAUAGUUCUCACUAAGUCCAGGAUGGUGCAGCUUGAACGCCAUAACUCAUAAGGAAGUGAGGGAAUCCAACCUGGUUAUAAUUACAUGCAUGAUUGUUAGGACAUGCGAAGUACGAAAAGAAAGAUAGAUUAAAGAAAAAUAUAAAUAGUGUUUAUUUCGGUUACGCUCACAGCAGUCCUUGGGAUUGGCGCUCUAGUGGUAGAGAUUCCAACUACUACGUGCCGUAUGCUCUGGAGUCUGGUUCGAUACGCGGUAAAAACGUAAUUUUUACUAAAGUCUAAAAGAACAUAAUUAUCUCCCUGUGAACUUCCAGUAGUUUACCAAUAGCAACAAGUGCUCGACAUCUAACUUACUAACACCAGCACUCUUACUAACUAAUAUUUUGUGGUCUAAAGACUAAAAGAUAUAUUUUCAACAGUUUAGGAAUAUAGGUUUUAUAAUGAUAUUCGUAAUUAAAUAAUUUUGAUUAAUAAUAAACACCAUAAGAUCUUAUGCAUUCACAUAAUAGGUAUAUGCAGACUAUGCAGAGAAAAGCAUAAAGAAGAAGUUAUAAGAAGGUCGAAGGAUCAACACUGGAUACAGGCGAGGAGGUAACGUGUUUCGAAUAAACAAAUACAGCAGUUUCUUACUUUUACAAAGUAACAUUCAUAUUCAAGACUGGACCUGGUCCAUAGGCAUAGACGGAUUUUCAGGGGGGAGGGAAUAAGUGAUGAUGCGCCGCCAAGCAAGCUGCAGUACGGAUCUGCGACCACAGCCACUAGCAAAUUCAAGCUUAACAAAGCAUUACCAAUAGUUUUACUAUUAAAAGGAAACGAAAUUGUGGUUAUUUUCAUGUUCAGGCAUUUAAAGAAGAAAAAUGGGAAGAAUCUUAUUCAGCAAACACAAUGACUAUGGAUGUGGAAAACUACAAAAAGGUUUCAUUGAUAUAUUUAGAAAUUUAUUAGUGAAUUAUGAUCGAUCAAAAGAACAGUUGGUUUAUCCAUUAACUCAUUUGCAUGCUCUGACGGCUCUGUAUACACUAUAUGAACAUAUCAAAGAUACAUAAACAAUUUCGGAAUCAAUGUUGUUUUAAGUUACAAUUUGGUUUUCAGUCUAACGAUGACUCGGUUAUCAGCCUUGACAGUGGACCAGAAUAUUUCCUUACACCUCAGGAAGGUCACCAACUUGUUUCUGUAAACAACUUGAUCAGAAGCGUUCAUGGACGAGAUGUGAGUCCUAUCAGAGCACAACUCCGUUCCACAAUUAGAGACGUCUCGCAAAGUACCGCUCGAUAUUACAAAAGGAAAUCAUUACAAACUUGUAUUGCUACCUUAGAAUGCAUCGCACCGAGUCAGUCUAAUGAACUCUUUGAGAAAAUUUCCAGCGAGAAAUUUGAACGAAAUACAGUUGCUCCCGAGAAUGAAGUUGUCCAGAGCUUGUAA
Messenger RNA from Paramuricea clavata, 3611 nucleotides. The record is from the annotation of a GenBank genome assembly. Lineage: Eukaryota; Metazoa; Cnidaria; Anthozoa; Malacalcyonacea; Plexauridae.